Messenger RNA from Penaeus indicus, 2321 nucleotides. RefSeq lists its product as uncharacterized. The record is from RefSeq and is a predicted model, not a curated record. Gene Ontology annotation, cellular component: extracellular region. Lineage: Eukaryota; Metazoa; Arthropoda; Malacostraca; Decapoda; Penaeidae. Gene Ontology annotation, molecular function: chitin binding. Bases 367 to 1890 code for a protein of 507 amino acids. The transcript is spliced from 8 exons.
GAGCUCAGUUGCCCACAAGGUGUUGAGGAGGCAGGACGUUUCUCUGACGCGGUGGCCCGUACUUCUCGCUCCCCUUUUCUCAUUCUCUCUCUCUCUCCCUCCUUCGUUCUCAUUUUCUCUCCUCCUCCACCGAACGGAAGGAGAGAGAGAGAAGAACGAAUCUGUUUGCCGACACUGAGGUCCUGACGGCAGAGUCCCGAACUCGCUGAAGAUAUAUAAACUUUUCUCCUUUGCCAGCGGACGGAGGGUGUGACUGGCCGGACGGGGAGCGCGCUGACCCGAGUGUUCUGCAGGUGCUGCUGGUCGUGGGGUGCUGCACGCCCCCCCGACCCCUUCCCCUUCCCCUCCAUCUUGCAGCCGUGCAACAUGAGGCUCCUCCUCCUCCUCAUCGCCUCCGUGUGCGUCGGUGGAGGCGGCGCCAUCUGCGUGCUGGACACCAAGUAUGGCUGGAAUAUUGAGUGCGGGGUCAGGGACUCCUAUCUCUUCAGGAUCAAGGAUAUGGGUGGAUUUAAAGCAAACUUUGAUUUCGGCUUCGGCUUCGGGAACGAAAAGGGCUUCCCGCAGUCCAUCAAGAACACGAACGCUCUCCCGCAUCGCAGAUCGGACACCCUCGAGGACGGCGCGGAGGAGGCAGAGGCGGGAGAGAGAGCGGACACGCUGCCGGAUGCCCCCGCCUUCGGCCUGGUCCCUCCACCUCUCCCCCUCCGCCGCCAGAGUGACCAGAACCCACCCCGUCCGCGCCCACAGAGCGCCCCCCAGCACUUCGCCGCGCGGCCUCCCCAGGGGCGCCGCCCGCUCCGCCCGCAGUCCCCUGGCGGUAACCGGCCGGGCCGACGCCCCCUGCGCACGCCCGACGGGAGACCCGUCUUCUUCCGGCCGGUCCCGACGCCGCCUUCAUUCGCGCAGCCGCCCACGCAGGUCAUCGUCACGCACGUGCCUGCGCCGGCGCCGCCCACGCCCUCGCCCUCCGCGGCGCCCACCGUCGGACCCACCAUGGGCGAACUCCUCAAGGUGAAUGCGGACACCCCUGCGGACACGGACCACGUUCCGUCGUUCGCCGCCAAGACGUUCGUGGUCCGCGAAGCGCCGCCGGAGUUCCACCCCCCCGGCUACGAGGCGGCGGUCGUGUUCCCGAGCGUGGCCAAGCAGGUCGAGGUUCCGCGGACCAAGUUCUUCUGCGAGGAGCAGAGCUACCUCCCGGGCAUCUACGCCGACGUCCAGCUCGGCUGCAAGGUGUUCCAUCUGUGCCUGCCCGCCGCCAUGGGCAACACGCUGACCAGCUUUAUGUGCCCCAACAUGACGCUCUUCGACCAGUCCAUCAUGCAGUGCAACUACUGGUACAACGUUAACUGCGCGUCGUCGCCUAACCACUAUGACGCGAACCUGCCGAUGGCGCUCAGCUACCGCAAGAUCAACGCGGCGCAGCUACCGCUGACCGCCGUGCGCGACCUCGGCAGCGUGGCGCUCAUGGGGCUCGACGCCGCCUUUAACGCCGGCCAGAACGCGGCAGUGCCGGGCGCCGACAUCACGGAGAACUUGGCGUUCAGGCGAAGGGCGGGCGAGGCGGCGGGCCCGAGGGAGGGCAGAGACAGCCCGACUGACGGGCGGCAGGACGUCCUCGCCCUCGCCGACGGCACGCCGCGGCGCCCUCGCACGCUCGACUUCGAGGACAAAGGCGGAAAGGAGACGAGGGACAAGAAGAAGAAGGCCGCGAGCGCAGCCGGCGGAGAGAAGGCAGGGGGCGAAGGACCCGCGGCGGACGGAGCGAAGGAGACGCCAGCGAAGGAAGGAGGCAAGGCGGAGGGAGGCAAGCAGCAGGAGAGCCCAGGGAGACGGCGGCGGUCGGCGGCGGCGCCUCCGCUUAUCAUGCGCUUGUACAGACUGCAGUGACGGCAAGCGGACAUGACACACAAGAUUAGGCAAACCAGCCAGUGAAGUGAAACAAAUGCUGAGUGCAUCAAAAAAAAAAAAAAAAAAAAAAAAAAGCCCCGCCAGCCGCUCUGACGUCGGACAGAAGGACCGGGUCGGCGCUGGCGCGGCGUCAUUGCUCACUCCCUUUUAUGGACUCAGGCACAUGUACUUGGCGAUAGUGUGUUCGCGGACACCAGUUUACACUUGAUAUUGUUGUUUUUUUAGCAUUGAACUGCAAAUCAAAGAGGGAAGGUGGGGGGCCGCUGGACGGAGAGCCUUUCACCGGGGGUCGCAGCGGGCCUGCAACUCUCGCCUCUACGCUUCAGUUGCAGGUCGACAUCCUGCAUGUUUCUGUUGAGGUGUGCGCGAGAUCACUUGACAAAUCUGUAUCCAUAUAUAUAUAUAUAUAU